UUUUUCCGAUCUUGCCGAAUUGACGUUUUUACGAACUUUUCUUUCUCUAAGUGCCUGAGAACCUCGCCAGAAACUGGAUCGAAACAAAAAUGGGGUUAAAGGACUUGGAGAGAAUUAAGGUCCGCCAGGACUACCGGAAUCUAUGGCACAAGGAUUUGAUGAGCACCAUGACUGCCGACCCUGGCUAUUGUUGUUUUGCGUGUUGCUGUCCAUAUUGUGCUUCUUUCAAACUUCGCAAACGAGCUCUUUACGAUGAUAUGUCAAGGUAUCGAUGUUGUGGAGGAUAUAUGCCAUGCAGCGGAAGGUGUGGAGAGAGACACUGCCCUACAUGUUGUCUUUGCUGUGAGGUUUUCUGUUGCUUUGGACCUUCGGUUUCCUCAACUCGCUACAUAAUACAAGAUGAGUUCAAUAUAAAGACAACAGGAUGUGAUAACUGCAUUAUUGGAUGCAUGGUCUGUCUCCAACAAGUAGCAUGCAUUUGUAACAUCCUUGCUUGCCUAACAGGAAGUGGUGAAAUCAAUGAUAUUGCUGAGUGUCUGAGCUGUAUCGCUGAAUCGGUUUAUUGCUCGGUUUGUGCUUGCAUGCAGACGCAGCACAACAUUGAACUGAACAAAAGAGAUGGCAAGUUUGAGACUACUCCACAUCCAGUAAUGGCAGCUCCUCAAGCGCAGCAGAUGUCACGCAGCGUCGAUGCCUCAGCUCCUUCCCAAGGAUCUCCCCCAAUGGGAUAUCCACCUCAAGGAUCUCCUCCACCAAUGGCAUAUAUGCAUCCUCCGGCAUAUGGGCAGCCUAUGAACCCCCACGGCGGCCAUGAUCCAUACGCUCCUGUUGCUUAUCAUGGCCAACAUCCACAAUAUCCACCUCAAAUGUAUCAUCCACAUGCUCCUUAUAUUCCAGGGCAUCCACCAGGUGCUUACCCUGCAGGUCCACCUUCAGGUCCUUAUGACUCGGGUUUUAUUCCAGGUCCAGAAUCUGGUCCUUAUCCUCCUUCACGACCUCCUCCGCCUCCUCCUGGCUAUCACGCAGAAGCUCCAAGUGCACCUCUUGCUCCUCAUGAAGAACACCCCGACACUGAGCGUCCUAGCAGCAAUCCUCCGGUUCCUCCCAAGUGA
Messenger RNA from Fragaria vesca subsp. vesca, 1112 nucleotides. RefSeq lists its product as uncharacterized. The record is from RefSeq and is a predicted model, not a curated record. NCBI's taxonomy places the organism in Eukaryota, Viridiplantae, Streptophyta, Magnoliopsida, Rosales, Rosaceae. The coding region runs from base 90 to 1112 and encodes 340 amino acids. The transcript has 8 exons.